AUGGAAUAUUGUCGUAAAAAAAUCGAGGAUUUAUUAAGAUUAAAAGGGGUAGAAGAAAAUGAGCCUACAAAUGAGGGCAGUAAUUUUUUAACGAACAAAUUAUUAAAUGAUGUUGUUGAAAUUGUUAAAUUAACAAAUAAAUUAGCACAUACUAAAUCAGACAAUAAUAAUAUAGAACUAAUGUCAAAUAACGAAAAUAUUAAUAUUUUAAAAAAAAACUUAUUAAAAAUUAUUUAUGAUUUAUUAAUAUAUAGUACAAAUGAUGAAAAAAAAAAAAAAAUAUUAUUGGAAAAUUAUGAAAAUAAUACUAUACCAGAAUUAGGAAAUGAAGAAAACUAUCACAUUAUAUCAUCAGUAUUAGAAGAAAUCAUUCAAAGAUCUGAAAAAUUUUUAAACCUUUUUAAUUUAAAUGAUAUAGACAAAAUAUUUUCAAAUUUCCAAAAUAGCAAACUUAAUGAUAAUAACACAAAUGAUAAUGCUGUUAACAAAUUAAAUUUUUUGAGUCAAAAUAAUGAUAAAAAUCGGGUGGAACAUAAAUCAAAUACUAAUGUAAAAUUAGAACAAAAAAUUGAAAAUGAUAAUAUUAAUUUAGUUAAUACAAAUUCAGAAGAAGAUGAAAUUGAAAGAAAUAAUAAAGAGAUAGAUUCUAUUUAUAAAAAUAUGAUAAAUAUAGAUAUUUUACAAACACCCGAAUUGAAUGAAGCAAAUGAUGAAAAAAAAAAUGAUAAAUAUCAAAAAACAAAAAAAAGAAAAAGGGAUAAUCACAAUAAUAGUCAAAAUGGUAAUACAAACAAAAAUUUAAUAAAAGAAAAUGAACAUGGAAAAACAAAAAAAAAACGAUUUUCGUUAAAUAAUAAUUCAAACAACAUUAAAAAUUCGUGGUCACAUUUAAUAAAUAAUUAUGCAAAAUAUUUCAUACCACGCAUACAUAUAAAACAUAACAAAUUAAUCGAUUUAGAAGAUAAUUUAAUAGCAGCUAUGAAAUAUCAAGAAAAUAUAAUAAAAAUGAAAAAAAAGGCACUAGUAUAUAAUGAGCAAUUUAAGAAUAAUGAAUUAAACGAUAUUAGAAGUAUCGAAAUUGUGAAUGAAAUAUUUGAAGAAAAAGAAAUAAAAGAUUUUGAUGCAUUAAGUAAUGUCAGUGAAAUUAGUGAAGUAGAUAAAAAUACAAUAGAUGAUCAAAUUGAAAAAAUAUAUAAAGUGGAAAAACAUUACAAUGAAAUGAAUUCAAAAUCUGAUUUAUCAAUUUUAAAAGAAGAUACUGCUAUUAAUGAAUACUUUUUUUACAAAUUGUUAAAAAAAAUAGAUAAAAAAAUAAAUAAAUAUUGUGAAAAUUUUAAUGUUGUAAUAAAUAAUCCUUAUGCAUUCGAAAUAAAUAAUUUAAUAAAUAUGUACAUAAAUUAUGAUGAAAAUGUGCAAAAGUUUUUAAAUAUAAAAAAGGAUUUAAUAAAACCAAUAAAUAUAAAUUUGAAAGAAUAUAAAAUAAUAAAUAAUAAAAAUAAUUUAAUAAAUAUGAUAAAUAUAAUUAAAAACACAUAUGAUAAAAUAUCUAUAAUAAAUAUAAUAGAUUAUAAAAAUAGCUAUCAUGGUUUUACUUCCUUAAUAUUAGUAGGAACACAAGAUAUAGAUUAUAUUAUAGAUGUUUUUAAUAUAUUUGAAGAUAUAUAUUUAUUAAAUGAAAUAACAACAGAUUCUAAAAUAUUAAAAAUUACAUAUAAUUCUGAAAAUUUAAUUUUAUUUUUUCAAAAGGAUUUUUCAAUCUAUUUUAUAAAUAUUAUUGAUUUAUUAUUAUGUGCUAAUUGUUUAAAUAUCAAAAAUAGUGUUCCUUAUUUGAUUUUUAACUAUUUUAAUGUUAAUAUUGGUUUGACAUCUAUUACUUCGGUUCCUUUAGAUCGACCAAUUAGUUCAGAAUCCAUUCAAAUUUUGAAAACACAUUCCCAUUAUUUAUAUCAUUUGUUCGAUUAUAUAAUAACUGAUUUAUAUUACAAUUAUCUUUUUAAUCGCGUUAAGAAAGAAAAUAUCGAUUCCACAUCUAUUCAAAUGGAUAAAUCUGAUAAAGAUGCAGUUUCUCAAAAUAGUGAUUCUGAUCCAGAUGAUCAAAAAGAACAUUGUAUAAAAAAUCGAGGAAAUUACAAUUAUACAUUAAAUUCGUCAAAAAAAAUUAGCAAAAUAUAUAAAACAAAUGUUUAUGUAAAUUUUGAAAAAAUUAAAUUUUCAGAUAUAACCCCAGAAGAAGAAAAACAAGGAAUAGAUAUAAUAAAAACGAUGUUUAUUGAAAGUAAUCAAAUUUGUUUAAUAAAAUUUGAGAUAAAAAAUGAAAAUGAUAAUAUAUCAAAAACAAAGGAUCAAAUAAAACAAAUUAUAAAUACUUCUUAUAAUACAACUUGUUGUGAUAAAUUAAUAGAAAAUAUAUUAAUUUGGAGAGAAAAAUUAUCGAAAAGAAUGAAUUCACCAACUGAUAAUAUUCUUAAUAUUCAUAAUAUUAUUUCUAUUAUAUUAAAUGGUGCAGUAUCUAUAUCAAAUUUAAAAAAUAACAUUACUCCUUUAAAUAAUAUAAUUUCAGAAAAUAUAGAAUCAUUAUUUGAAGUUAUUGUUAAAUCAAAUAUAAAUAAUACUAAUCUUAAUAUUGGUAAUAACAAAAGCAAAAGAGGAAAUAUAUUUUUUUAUCAUAAUUAUCUCGAAAAUUCAAAUCAAAAUGAUAUUCCUCCAGACAAUAAAUCAAAUUUGAUUUCGUUUUGUAAUAAUAAUAUUAAAAGUGAAUUAAAGUCAUAUGAGAAUAAUAUUAUUGUUCCAAACAUGUAUUUUCAGUCCAUAUCAAACAAUGACAAAAACGAAAACAGUGAAAAAAAUGAUAAUUAUGAAAAAACAAAAACUGAUAUAAGUCAUUUAAAUAAAGGAGAUGAGAUAUUCACUUUAGAAAAAACAUUUUUUAGUGAAAAUCAAAAUGAUACUAAUUAUAAAUAUGAACAAAAUAAUAAUACUUUUAUUAAUUACAAUUUGAAAUAUGAAAAUUAUACCUCUUUAUCUUCAUUAAUUAUUUCUAUGAAUCAAAUAAAAGAAAAAAUAUUAAAUGAAUGUACAACUAAUAAAUCUAUUAACAAUAUAAAAGAUGAACAAUUGAAAGUAAAGAAAGAUAUUUUUAAAAAUAAAAAAAAAGAAGGUAACAAUGAUAAUAAAAAUAAACAAAUAUAUAAAUCAUAUAACAAUCAAUAUAAUAUUAAAAAGGGAAGAAUGAAUGGAAAAAAUAUUUUAGAUGAAAUUAUGUAA
Molecule: messenger RNA, 3264 nt
Organism: Plasmodium berghei ANKA
Lineage: Eukaryota; Apicomplexa; Aconoidasida; Haemosporida; Plasmodiidae
Product: exosome complex exonuclease RRP6, putative
Exons: 1
Coding region: 1-3264 (1087 amino acids)
Biological process (GO): nuclear polyadenylation-dependent CUT catabolic process; histone mRNA catabolic process; nuclear polyadenylation-dependent snRNA catabolic process
Cellular component (GO): nuclear exosome (RNase complex); nucleolus
Molecular function (GO): 3'-5'-RNA exonuclease activity; nucleic acid binding; nucleotide binding
Source: RefSeq, a predicted model, not a curated record